AUGGCGGGCCAACAACAUGUGUCGUGUGGUCGCGACCUGCAUUGUGUGCCCGAUAUUUCAUCUUCUACACAACUUGCUUCAGUUGCUGGGUUUGACUUUGCUGCCAUGCCAAUAGUCCACCCAAGAUUCAAGCGCGAGUUCCUAGAGGGCAAAGCCAAAGACAGAAAAGGAGCAUUUGCAAGAUCGGAUCUGUUCCUAUCCAGCCAAGAUUGGAGCUCUCUUGUUGUUGGCAAGCUGUCACCAUGGUUACAGCUGGACUCUGAUGAUGAGACGACCCGCAAAAACUCCCAAGCUGCCCUGAAGCAGGAACUGGCGUACGCAGCUCAUCUGAGCGUGCCCGCCGUGCUCGUACCGCUGACCAGCAACAAAUGCGCAAACCUUGGACGAUGUUUACUCAGCCACAUGCAGGGCCACAGCAACCAUCAGGUGUGGAUUCAAGUGCCCAUGUGUGCCCCGUCCAGUCUGACCGAUGACCUGAUUGAGAACGAUCCUAAACCAGAGACUGGAGGAGGGGAUAACGAGGGCAUCAUACCGCCCGGCCAGGACCCAUGGCAGUGGUGGAACACACUGCGUAGGGUUUGCCAUCACCACAAGAGACUGGGUGUAGCUUUGGAGAUAUCCACAGAUCUGCCCGCCCAGACGGUCAUAAAUCGCUGGCUCGGAGAGCCACUCAAGUGUGCUGUGUUUUCAACGACACUAUUCCUCACCAAUAAGAAAGGCUACCCUGUGCUCUCCAAAGCCCACCAGACAAUAGUCAAUAAGUUAUUUAGGCUUGAUGUUCAAAUGAUGAUUACCGGCAUCAACCACCACCCAGACAAGGGUAUACGAGCUUACCAACAAUACAUGGACCAUCUGUUCCAGAACCAACAACCACUGACUGGUGUUGAAGCCUUCGCUAAGGGCUACGAGGACUACCUACAGUGCCCUCUACAGCCACUAGCAGAUAACUUGGAGUCUCAGACUUAUGAAAUCUUUGAGAAAGAUCCUGUCAAGUACACCAGCUACCAGAAGGCUGUGUUCCAGGCACUCAAAGACAGGGUACCAGACAGUGAGAAAGACACCAAGACAUCUAUCGUGAUGGUGCUCGGUGCAGGUAGAGGUCCCCUAGUGACAGCCUCCCUCAAGGCAGCUGAGCAAGCAGACAGGAAAGUCAUUGUGUAUGCUGUGGAGAAGAAUCCAAACGCAGCCGUUACUCUAUUCGCUUUGAAAGAAGACAAGUGGGGUGACAAUGUGAUGGUCAUUCAGAGCGAUAUGAGAGACUGGGAGGCACCAGAGAAGGCCGACAUCAUCGUCAGUGAACUCCUUGGGGCAUUCGGUGACAACGAGCUGUCACCCGAGUGUCUGGACGGUGCUCAGCCAUUCCUCAAAGAUGAUUGUAUAAGUAUUCCCAGUGCAUAUACGUCUUAUCUUAGCCCAAUCAUGUCCCACAAGCUGUACAACGAGGUCCGCCUGUGCAAGGAUAAAGACAAGAACCAAGACGCUCAUUUUGAGACGCCGUACGUCGUCCACCUCCACAACGUGACUCGUCUUGCCGAUCCCAUCCCACUCUUCACCUUCACCCAUCCCAACCAGAACAACCUUGACAACACACGGUACAGGGCAGUGAACUUUGACAUGGAGGAGGAUGCCGAGGUCCACGGCUUCGCCGGAUACUUUGACACAGUACUAUACAAAGAUGUCCUACUUAGUACCAAUCCACAAACAUUUUCUGAAGGCAUGUUCAGUUGGUUUUCCAUCUUCUUCCCAUUGAAGGAACCAGUACAUGUGUCUGCCAAAGAUCAGCUGGUCGUUCACUUCUGGCGCAACUCUACAACUCGCAACGUGUGGUACGAGUGGUGCAUAUCCGCACCCCUGACCACGCCGAUACACAACAUCAACGGCAGAUCCUACACUAUCGGAAUGUAAUGUUAACCCACCAGAUAGGAAACCUAACGGUCAGUCAGUCAUCUCAGUUUUGAUGCUCGAUGUCAUAGGCCCUUUUCGAAACGACUGGAUUUGACUUUGGAUUCGGCUCACGCUAGCUGUUUUGACAAAUGUGCGUGCUCUGCAAGUACGCACCCAGGGUUUCAGUCGAGAGUACGGAACCUCAAGCCCAAUCCAAAGCCGUUGUUUCGAAAAGGGCCAUAAUUAUUGUUCUAUUUAGCCCGAGACUGGUCCCCUGUCCUUAUCCGCAAGACAGGUAUUGGUUGUACAGAACCAGUGAUAUUAUACAAGUAUUGACUGCUUCGAGUGCUAUGGUUAAAACUAUGACUCCCGAGGUGAUCCCCGCAGCGUUCUAUUUUCUA
Messenger RNA from Asterias rubens (European starfish), 2285 nucleotides. Its product is annotated as protein arginine N-methyltransferase 5-like. The record is from RefSeq and is a predicted model, not a curated record. The coding region runs from base 1 to 1905 and encodes 634 amino acids. Gene Ontology annotation, biological process: regulation of DNA-templated transcription; peptidyl-arginine N-methylation. Lineage: Eukaryota; Metazoa; Echinodermata; Asteroidea; Forcipulatida; Asteriidae. Gene Ontology annotation, cellular component: nucleus; cytosol. The transcript has 13 exons.